AUGGAACAGAACAAUGGGAGUUCUUUCACUGGAUUUAUCCUACUAGGGUUCUCUGACAGGCCUCAACUGGAGUUCAUCCUUUUUGUGGUUCUUGUAAUACUUUAUAUCUUCACUGUGCUCGGGAACACCACCAUCAUUACAUUGUCCUACCUGGACCCAAAUCUCCACACCCCAAUGUACUUUUUCCUCUCGAAUUUAAGCUUUUUAGACUUGUGUUAUACUACCAGCUCUGUCCCUCAGUUUCUAUAUAAUCUCAGUGGACCUGAUAAAUCUAUCUCCUAUGCUGGUUGUGUGGCUCAGCUGUUCAUCUUUAUAGGGUUGGGAUGCACAGAAUGCAUACUCUUAGGGGUCAUGGCAUUUGACCGCUAUGUCGCUGUGUGUAGGCCUCUCCAGUACACUGUCAUCAUGCAUUCUCGUCUGUGUGCCCUGAUGGCUUCUGCUUCAUGGUUCUCUGGUUUUACCAACUCCUUGGUGCAGACGGUGCUCAUAUUCCAUUUACCAGUAUGUGGGAGGAACAAAAUAGACAAUUUUCUUUGUGAGAUUCCUGCACUGGUCAAGAUCGCCUGCAUCGACACCAGUAGCACAGAUUCUGAAAUAUUCUUUGCCAGUGUUAUUAUUGUUCUCAUCCCUUUUUUAUUGAUCAUCUUCUCCUAUGGUCAGAUCGUGAGGGCCAUCUUAAGAAUUAAGUCUGCAGCGGGAAAGCGCAAAGCCUUUGGGACCUGUGGCUCCCACUUCAUCGUGGUCUCCCUCUUUUAUGGCACAGCCAUCUACGCCUACCUCCAGCCCAGCAACAGCUAUUCUCAGGAUAAGGGCAAGUUCACGUCUCUCCUUUAUGGCAUUUUUAUCCCCAUGAUGAACCCCGUCAUCUAUACACUGCGGAACAAGGAUGUGAAGGGAGCAAUGACAAAAACCCUUCAGAAGGUUCAUCUCUUGAUGUGUGUAUGA
Messenger RNA from Sorex araneus (European shrew), 945 nucleotides. RefSeq names its product putative olfactory receptor 2B8. The record is from RefSeq and is a predicted model, not a curated record. Lineage: Eukaryota; Metazoa; Chordata; Mammalia; Eulipotyphla; Soricidae. The transcript has a single exon. Gene Ontology annotation, cellular component: membrane. Gene Ontology annotation, biological process: G protein-coupled receptor signaling pathway. Gene Ontology annotation, molecular function: olfactory receptor activity; G protein-coupled receptor activity. The coding region runs from base 1 to 945 and encodes 314 amino acids.